AUGGAUGUUAUCAGUCUGGGGAGUAAUAUUUUUUUGACUAAAUCAUAUCAAACCUUAUAUAGCAGUAAUCUUACAGUGUCAAUUCCUGAUUAUACUGCUGUACACAAUCAAUCUAUCUAUCUAUCUAUCUAUCUAUCUAUCUAUCUAUCUAUCUAUCUAUCUAUCUAUUUGUUCAUUUUUAUCUAUCUCAGUCUGUUCAAAUUUCUUCGUUUCUGUACUUUCUCUCUCUCUCUCUAUCUAUCUAUCUAUCUAUCUAUCUAUCUAUCUAUCUAUCUAUCUAUCUACUCCAGUCUCUUCGUAUUUAUCUAUUUAUCUAUUCAUCUCAUUAAUUUCAUAUCUAUCUAUCUAUCUAUCUAUCUAUCUAUCUAUCUAUCUAUCUAUCUAUCUAUCUAUCUAUCUAUCUAUCUAUCUAUCUACUCCAGUCUCUUCGUAUUUAUCUAUUUAUCUAUUCAUCUCAUUAAUUUCAUAUCUAUCUAUCUAUCUAUCUAUCUAUUUAUCUAUCUAUCUAUCUAUCUAUCUAUGUACUUGGCAAUACAUCUAUCUAUCUAUCUAUCUAUCUAUCUAUCUAUCUAUCUAUUUUAUAUAUUUUAUAUCUAUCUACCCCGAUCUACUUUUGUCUAUCAAUCUAUCUACCUGUUUCAUUCGGUUCAUAUACAUCCCAGUCUGUCCAUAUCUAUCUAUCUAUCUAUCUAUCUAUCUAUCUAUCUAUCUAUCUAUCUAUCUAUCUAUAUAUAUAUAUAUAUAUAUUCUUCCUCCGUAUCAGACUUGGCAAUCUAUCUAUCUAUCUAUCUAUCUAUCUAUCUAUCUAUAUAUAUAUAUAUAUAUAUCACUGGAAGGAAGGCUUCUUCUGAUUUGGCCGCUAAUCCUUUUAUCAUCGCUUUCAUUUUUAUCUACCGAUUUUCUUUUUCAUCUCUGUUCUUUCUUAAUCUCGUUUUCUUCCUUUGUCUUGUGUCCUUUACAAAAACUUUGUUCGUUUCCUUUCUCUGUUUUUCCUUUGGGAUAUUUUUGAAUAAAAGAAAAAUUUUUCAAUCCCCCCUUUGCCCAUUUUUAAUAUUCCUUUCCCCCUUUUUUUUUUAUGAAUCCUGCUCUAUAUCUCUCUUUCUUUCAUUUUUUUUCUUUGCUCUUUUCCGUCUUUCUUUCUUUUCAACUUUUCAUUCGUUAUAUAUUUCUUUUCACUUUAUUCUUUCUUUCAAUCAUUGUUUGCUCCAUUUUCCCUUUUCUCUUUCAGUAAUCUUUUUCUUUCUCGGUGUCCGCCUCUUUUUCUUUCUGCAUUUUUUAAAGUUCUUAUUUCUUUCUUUCAAAAUACAGUUUUCUUCCAAACUUUCUUCUUUCAUUACUUCUCUCUUAUCAUUCUUGAUUUCGUCAUCUAUCAUUAAAUAUUUCCUUCCUUCCUUUAUUCAUUCCUUCCCUCUUUACUUUCUUCCUUCCUUCCUUCCUUCCUUCCUUUAUUCCAUCCUUCCUUUAUUCCUUCCUUCCCUCCUUGCUUUCUUCCUUCCUUCCUUCCUUCCCUCCUCCUUCCUCCUUCCUUCCUUCCUUCCUUCCUUCCUCCUUCCUUCCUUCCUUCCUUCCUUCCUUUCUUCCUUCCUUCCUUCCUUCCUUCCUUCCCCUUCCUUCCUUUAUUCCUUCCCUUCCCUUCUCCUUCCUUCCUUCCUUCCUUCCUUCCUUGCUUUCUUCCUUCCUUCCCUUCCUCCUCCUUCCUUCCUUACUUCCACCUUCCUUCCUUUAUUCCUUCCACCUUCCUUCCUUACUUCCACCUUCCUUCCCUCCUCCUUCCUUCCACCUUCCUCCUCCUUCCUUCUUUCCUUCCUUCCUUCCUUCCUUCCUUCCUUUAUUCCUUCCUUCUCCUUGCUUUCUUCCUUCCUUCCCUUCCUCCUCAUUCCUUCCUUCCUUACUUCCUUCCUUCCUUCCUUCCUUCCUUCCUUCCUUCCUUCCCCUCCUUCCUUCCUUUAUUCCUUCCACCUUCCUUCCCUUCCACCUUCCUUCCCUCCUCCUUCCUUCCUUCCCUCCUUCCUUCCUUCCUUCCUUCCUUCUCCCUUCCCUUCCUUCCUUCCUUCCUUCCUUCCUUCCUUCUUCUUUCCUUCCUUCCUUCCUUCCUUUAUUCCUUCCUUCCCUCCUUGCUUUUCUUCCUUCCUUACCUCCCUCAUUCCUUCCUUCCUUCCUUCCUUCCUUCCUUCCUUCCUUUAUUCCUUCCUUCCUUCCCUCCUUGCUUUCUUCCUUCCUUCCCGCCUCCUUCCUUCCCUCCUCCUUCCUUUAUUCCUUCCUUCCCUCCACCUUCCUUCCUUUAUUCCUUCCUUCCCUCCUUCCUUCCUUCCUUCCUUCCUUCCUUCCUUCCUUCCUUCCUUCUAA
Messenger RNA from Acanthosepion pharaonis, 2346 nucleotides. The record is from the annotation of a GenBank genome assembly. NCBI's taxonomy places the organism in Eukaryota, Metazoa, Mollusca, Cephalopoda, Sepiida, Sepiidae.